CAAGCAGGGGUGACGGAAGCAGCUGAGAAGACCAAGGAGGGUGUCAUGUAUGUGGGAGCCAAGACCAAGGAGGGUGUUGUGCAGAGCGUGACCUCAGUGGCUGAGAAGACCAAGGAGCAGGCCAAUGCUGUGAGUGAAGCGGUGGUCAGCAGCGUCAACACCGUGGCCACCAAGACCGUGGAGGAGGCGGAGAACAUCGCGGUCACCUCGGGAGUGGUGCGCAAGGUGAGGCCUGGCCCCGCUCUGGUCCUCUCCUCUGGGCCCCAGAGAGGCCAGCUGGGGAGAGACAUGAUCACCCAUGACAUUCAGGGAACCAGAGGCCUAGGGCAAGGGUGUCUGCACAGACUCAUGGGAAUCCUCACACCACCCCUGUGAGGGGGCAGUGGAGGCCCAAAGGGAAAUCGAGUCUCAAAGCCACGCCCUCUGAGUGGUGCCGGCCUUCAGGGUGAACCACGUUUGACCAGUGACCGCAGGGCCUGUGGCCCCGGGUGGUGAUAGGCAGCCAGUGGCCAGGCUCUCC
Messenger RNA from Myotis lucifugus (little brown bat), 520 nucleotides. It is a transcript of the gene SNCG, whose product is annotated as synuclein gamma. The record is from RefSeq and is a predicted model, not a curated record. Lineage: Eukaryota; Metazoa; Chordata; Mammalia; Chiroptera; Vespertilionidae. Gene Ontology annotation, molecular function: cuprous ion binding. The annotation marks the transcript as partial. Gene Ontology annotation, biological process: chemical synaptic transmission; synapse organization; synaptic vesicle endocytosis. The transcript has 3 exons. Gene Ontology annotation, cellular component: cytoplasm; axon terminus; neuronal cell body.